Micropterus salmoides (largemouth bass) is the source of this 2627-nucleotide messenger RNA. RefSeq names its product E3 ubiquitin-protein ligase TRIM9. The transcript is spliced from 13 exons. The coding region runs from base 103 to 2376 and encodes 757 amino acids. Lineage: Eukaryota; Metazoa; Chordata; Actinopteri; Centrarchiformes; Centrarchidae. Gene Ontology annotation, molecular function: protein binding; zinc ion binding. The record is from RefSeq and is a predicted model, not a curated record.
CGCCUGCGCAAAGCCUCGUAGGGAGCUGUCCGUGUCAGUAGGUGCUGGAGUGUUUUCACUGAAGCCGAUUCUCCCCCCGGUCCACCGAAACAGACGGGAGCGAUGGAAGAAGAGUUAAAAUGUCCCGUUUGCGGUUCUCUCUUCAAGGAUCCCAUCCUGCUGCCCUGCUCCCACAAUGUCUGCCUGGCGUGUGCUCGGAACAUCACCGUGCAGACCCCGGACGGGGAGACCCCGGUGCAGAACCGAGCUUCGGGCAGCUCUGACUACGACUACCUGGACAUGGACAAGAUGAGUCUGUACAGCGAGACGGACAGCGGGUACGGUUCGUACACGCCGUGCCAGCUCAAGUCUCCAAACGGGGUGCGGGUGUUUCCGCCGGCCAACCCCCACCGACACUGCUCGCUCACUUGCCCGCUGUGUCACCGGAGCGUCUCCCUGGAUGAGCGGGGGCUUCGGGGUUUCCCUCGGAACCGGCUGCUGGAGGCCAUCGUGGCGCGGUACCAGCAGAACCGCGCCGCCUCCUCCUCUUCUUCUUCUACCGCGGUAAAAUGCCAGCUGUGCGACCGCAACCCGGUGGACGCGGCGGUGAUGUGCGAGCAGUGCGAUGUCUUCUACUGUAACGCCUGCCAGCAGCGGUGCCACCCGUCUCGCGGUCCGCUCGCCAAGCACCGCCUGGUGCCGCCGCGGACCCAAGCGACAGGAGGUGGCGCGGCAAGCGGAGGAGGGAGCGGCGGUCAGCAGCCGCCCGCCACUGCGCGGAAACCGGCGACCUGCGUGGAUCACGAGGCGGAAAACUUCAACAUGUACUGCUACAGCUGCAAGACUCCGGUGUGUAUGAAGUGUCUGGAGGAGGGAAAACACGCCAAGCACGACAUCAAACCGCUGGCCGUGAUGUGGAAACAACACAAGUGCCAGAUCUCCCAGGCCUUGAAUGGUGUCUCAGACAAAGCUAAAGAUGCCAAAGAGUUCCUGGUUCAACUCAAGAACAUGCUUCAGCAGAUACAGGAGAACGGUGUGGAGUUUGAAGCUUGCCUCGUGGCGCAGUGUGACUCUUUGAUCGAGGCGCUCACCAGACAGAAAGCCAAACUGCUCACCAAAGUCACCAAGGAGAAGGAGUACAAGCUGAAGGUGGUGCGUGACCAGAUCACCCACUGCACCAUGAAGCUACGUCAGACCACCGGCAUGAUGGAGUACUGCCUGGAAGUCCUCAAAGAGAACGAUCCCAGUGGAUUCCUCCAGAUCUCAGAUGCUCUGAUCAAGCGGGUGACAUCCUCUCAAGACCAGUGGGUAAAAGGGGCCCUGGAGCCAAAAGUAGGCCCUGAGUUUGACCUCACCCUCAACACUGACUCGCUGCUCCAGACCAUCCUGCAGCUGGACUUCUGCCAGGGAAAAGAUGUGCAGGAGAGUCCGUUAUUGAAACAAAUGCAGGCAGCAGACAGUGGUGAGGCUGAGAUGGAGACAGAGAGCCCAGGAGUGGAGUCUGGACCUCAGGUGCCGGCGGCUCCUCUGCUGCAACUGGAGAAGUGCUGCACCAGGAACAACAGCGCCACCCUGGCCUGGAGGGUAGCUGCGCCCCCUAGCAACCCCAUUGAGGGCUACAUCUUAGAGCUGGAUGAUGGCAACGGAGGACAGUACAGGGAGGUAUAUGUGGGGAAGGAGACAGUGUGUACGGUGGACGGCCUCCAUUUUAACAGCUCCUACAAUGCCAGAGUGAAAGCCUACAAUACCAUCGGUGUGGGGCCGUACAGCAAGACUGUGGUACUAAAGACCUCGGAUGAAUAUUCUGCCAGAGAAAUACUGCAGAGAGUGAAAAGUGUGCCAACCAACCCCGGUCUCCCCUUCACAGGGAUGCAGAGAGAAGUGGCUUGGUUCACCUUUGACCCCAGCACAGCUCAUCGGGACAUUGUUCUGUCCAAUGAAAACCAGACAGUCUCUUGUAACAGCUAUGAUGACCGUGUGGUGCUGGGAACUGCUGCUUUUUCCAAGGGCACCCACUACUGGGAGGUCAGGAUCGAUCGUUAUGACAACCACCCGGACCCUGCGUUUGGCGUGGCGAGGAUCAACACCAUGAAAGACAUGAUGCUGGGGAAAGAUGACAAGGCGUGGGCCAUGUAUGUGGACAACAACCGCUCCUGGUUCAUGCACAACAACUCCCACACCAACAGGGCGGAGGGAGGCAUCACUAAGGGUGCAACUGUGGGCAUCCUGCUGGAUCUGACCAAACACACACUAACUUUCUUCAUCAACAAGGAGCAGCAUGGACCUACUGCCUUUGAGAGCCUGGACGGGGUGUUUGUACCAGCUGUCAGCCUCAACAGAAACGUACAGGUGACCUUACUGACGGGCCUGGAGGUGCCAAAGAAUAUCAAACAGUAGGACAUCUGUCCUCCCUCCGAGCAUGCUGUGGAUAUAAACCAACUAUGUCAUGUGCAGUUGGCUUAUGUGUGGACCUUUUCCAGUCACGUCAGGUUGGAUUUACCCUUCUCCUAUCCUUCUCAAGGUGCCCUUUGUCUUGGAUACUUCAAUGUGAAACCCUGCUACGUAAUUUGGGGCAAUGAAUAAAUAUGAGAUAUUAUUGGCUAUAAAUAAAUAAUAAUAAAUAAAUGACGCUUGUGGAGAGGACUGGA